Messenger RNA from Gongylonema pulchrum, 297 nucleotides. NCBI's taxonomy places the organism in Eukaryota, Metazoa, Nematoda, Chromadorea, Rhabditida, Gongylonematidae. The record is from the annotation of a GenBank genome assembly.
AUGAUUGCAGAGAUUGGCAUUGGGCUGACGCUGUUCGGUGUGGCAUUCUUUACGCUUGGUAUAAUUCUGUUCCUGGACGGUGCAUUGCUUGCUAUCGGAAAUUUAUUAUUUAUCAGUGGCUUGGUACUGGUAAUCGGCAUACAGCGGACAGUGGCCUUCUUCUUUCAACGGCACAAGUUAAAAGCUUCCACUCUCUUCUAUGGUGGCAUUUUCAUUGUAUUAUUUGGAUGGCCACUUAUAGGAAUUAUUGCGGAAAUCUGGGGCUUCGUCCUUUUAUUUGGGUUUUUUUUUUUUUGA